This is a messenger RNA of Fukomys damarensis (Damara mole-rat), 4791 nucleotides long. It is a transcript of the gene Tjp2, whose product is annotated as tight junction protein 2. NCBI's taxonomy places the organism in Eukaryota, Metazoa, Chordata, Mammalia, Rodentia, Bathyergidae. Gene Ontology annotation, cellular component: plasma membrane; bicellular tight junction. The transcript has 25 exons. Gene Ontology annotation, molecular function: cell adhesion molecule binding. Gene Ontology annotation, biological process: cell-cell adhesion; cell-cell junction organization; establishment of endothelial intestinal barrier. Bases 478 to 3909 code for a protein of 1143 amino acids. The record is from RefSeq and is a predicted model, not a curated record.
GGCGGACGCCUUCUCUCCCGGGCCGGCCCAGCGGGGUGUCCGCGAUACACCCCGAGAAGAGGGAAGGAACCCCAGGCCAUCUGGAAAAGGAGGGGGAUCUCCCGGGGCCUUGGGAAGUGAGUCAACUUCCUGUGGACAUGGCGGCGGCUGAGUGGAUCAGGAAGCCGCUUCCUUUGCCUGGAAGUUAACGUGGCAGCUGUGGAUGUCCAUCCGGAGAGCGAGUCAAGGCUCUGCUCUCCACACGGGCCAGAGGUAGAAUGACUUCUAGCUUCUUUCUCCUGGACUCCAGUCAGCAGGUGUGAUGCACCGUGACCCAGGCAGCGGGGUUCGAAGGAUGGCCGGGGAGCCAGGACACGGAGCUCCACGUUACUAUCCUCUCCCUGUGAGUGGGACUGGCACCCCAACUGCAGCUCCAGCCAGAAGUCUACCGAGCACAGGCUCAGGCCGGUGCACAGCCUACUUUCCCAGGGCCCAGGCAUGGAGGAGCUAAAAUGGGAACAGUACACUGUGACCCUACAAAAGGAUUCCAAAAGAGGAUUUGGAAUUGCAGUGUCUGGGGGCAGAGACAACCCCCACUUUGAAAAUGGAGAGACAUCUAUCGUCAUUUCUGAUGUGCUUGCCGGUGGACCCGCCGAUGGUCUGCUUAGAGAGAAUGACAGGGUGGUUAUGGUUAACGGCACCUCCAUGGAGGGUGUGCUCCAUUCAUUUGCUGUUCAGCAGCUAAGGAAAAGCGGGAAGGUCGCUGCCAUCGUGGUCAAGCGGCCGCGGAUAGUCCAGGUGGCCCCACUCCAAGGCAGCCCUGCCCUCAGCCACGAUGACCGGGCUUUUGAUGCGAUGGACGAGUUUGACAGCAGAAGUAUCCGCAGUGGGUACAGCGAGAGGAGCCUGCCGGGCAGCCGUGAAGGGCUUAACCGCAGCUGGGAGGGUAGCCUGGAGAGGGGCCGUGGCUACCACCGAGACCAAGAGCGCGACCGGGGCCGGAAUCGCAGCCGCGGCCAGAGCCUGGAGCGUGGCCUGGACCACGAUGAUCGCCGAGCGCGGGACCGCAGCUGUGGCCGCAGCAUAGAGCGGGACUACGAGCGGGACUACGAGCGGGACUACGAGCGUGCCUACCACCAGGCCUAUGGGCUGGACAGCCCGUCCGGAUCGAGUCACCGCUGGGUCCAGCCGGAGCGGCGCUUCGAGCACCCCAGGAACAGCAGCCGGGAGCACUCGCACAGCCCCAGCCUGGAGCCCCGGGGCCAGCCCAAUCCAGACAGGCACAUCGGGGUCCUCCUGACCAAGAGCAAAGCCAGUGAAGAGUAUGGCCUCCGGCUAGGCAGUCAGAUCUUCAUCAAGGAAAUGACCAAAACGGGUCUGGCAACUAAAGAUGGCAGCCUUCAUGAAGGGGACCUGAUCCUUAAGAUUAAUGGAACUGUCACUGAGAACAUGUCUUUAAUCGAUGCUGGGAAGCUGAUAGAGAAGUCCAGAGGAAAACUCCAGCUCGUGGUGUUCAGAGACAGCAAGCAGACGCUCAUCAAUAUCCCAUCACUAAAUGAUAGUGACUCUGAAAUAGAAGAUAUCUCAGAAAUGGGGUCAGUCCGGUCAUUUUCUCCAGAGGAAAGACGCCAGCAGUAUUCUGAUUAUGAUUAUCAUUCCUCCAGUGAGAAGCUGAAGGAGAGACCAAGCUCACGAGAGGACACACCACCAGGCAGACUGUCCCGGAUGGGGGCCACACUCACCCCAUUCAAGGCCUCAGGGGACAUGGAGACCAAAAAGGAACCCAGAAGCCAAGAGGAACCUCCAGCUCCUCUGCCCAGAGCAGCCCCAAGAACUUUUCUCCGUCCUAGUCCUGAAGAUGAAGCAAUAUAUGGCCCCGACACCAAGAUGUUGAAGUUCAAGAAGGGAGACAGUGUGGGCCUGCGGUUGGCUGGUGGCAAUGACGUUGGAUUAUUUGUUGGUGGCAUUCAAGAGGGUACUGCAGCAGAGCAGGCAGGCCUGCAGGAAGGAGACCAGAUUCUGAAGGUCAAUACACAGGACUUCAGAGGAAUGGUUCGGGAGGAUGCUGUUCUCUAUCUCUUGGAAAUCCCCAAAGGUGAAAUGGUGACCAUUUUAGUUCAGAGCCGAGCUGAUGUGUUCAGAGAUAUCCUGGCUUGUGGCAGAGGUGAUUCAUUUUUUAUAAGGACACACUUCGAGUGUGAGAAGGAAACUCCACAGAGCCUGGCCUUUACCCGGGGGGAGGUCUUCCGAGUAGUGGACACGCUGUAUGAUGGCAAGCUGGGCCACUGGCUGGCUGUGAGGAUUGGAAAUGAACUGGAGAAAGGCUUAAUCCCCAACAAAAGCAGAGCUGAACAGAUGGCCAGUGUCCAGAAUGGCCAGAGGGAUAACGCCGGGGACAGGGCAGACUUCUGGAGAAUGCGUGGUCAGAGAUCUGGGGCAAAAAAGAACCUGAAGAAGAGCCGAGAAGACCUGACUGCUGUUGUGUCUGUGAGCACCAAAUUCCCAGCAUAUGAAAGGGUUCUGCUGCGAGAAGCUGGUUUCAAGAGACCUGUGGUGUUAUUUGGUCCCAUAGCAGAUAUAGCAAUGGAAAAGUUGACAAAUGAGUUACCUGACUUGUUUCAAACUGCUAAAACAGAACCAAAAGAUGCAGGAUCUGAGAAAUCUUCUGGAGUAGUUCGAUUAAAUACUGUCAGGCAAAUUAUUGAGCAGGAUAAGCAUGCACUGCUGGAUGUAACUCCAAAAGCUGUUGACCUGUUGAAUUAUACCCAGUGGUUCCCAAUUGUGAUAUUUUUCAACCCAGACUCUAGACAAGGUAUUAAAACGAUGAGACAGAGGUUGAAUCCGUCAUCCAACAAAAGUUCUCGAAAGCUAUAUGAUCAAGCCAGCAAGCUCAAGAAAACUUGUGCACAUCUUUUUACAGCUACAAUCAACCUAAAUUCAGCUAAUGAUAGCUGGUUUGGCAGCUUGAAGGACACUAUUCAGAAUCAGCAAGGACAAGCAGUGUGGGUCUCUGAAGGAAAGAUGGAAGGGAUGGAUGAUGACCCCGACGACCACAUGUCCUACUUAACUGCCUUGGGUGCGGACUAUUUGAGUUGCGACAGCCGCCUCAUCAGUGACUUUGAAGACACCGACGGCGAAGGAGGUGCCUACACUGACAAUGAGCUGGAUGAGCCAGCUGAGGAGCCGCUGGUGUCUUCCAUCACCCGCUCCUCGGAGCCGGUGCAGCAUGAGGAGAGCAUAAGGAAACUCAGCCCAGACCCACCAGCUCAGAUGAGGAGGGCUGCUAGCAGAGAUCAACUUAGGGACAGUAGCCCACCCCCAGCAUUCAAGCCAGAGCCGCCCAAGGCGAAAACCCAGAGCAGAGAAGAAUCCUGUGACUUCUCCAAAUCCCAGGAAUACAAGCCAAAUCCCUCUGCCAUGGUUGGGAGUGAAAUUACUGGGCCAGCUGCGAAAGGUGGUCCUCCCCCCGUUGCGGCGAAACCCUCCUUCGGACGGUCCUUCCAGAAGCCCUCCGUUCCCAGCCCGCCCCCUGAGAGUGAGGCGGUUGGGGAGAACGUCGUGGAGGAGCAGGAGGGCGCUCCCAAGUCAGUCCUGGGCAGAGUCAAAAUAUUUGAGAAGAUGGACCAUAAGGCCAGACUACAGAGAAUGCAAGAGCUCCAGGACGCCCAGAAUGCACAGAUUGAAAUUGCUCAGAAGCAUCCUAGUCUCUAUGCAGUUCCAAUCAAAACACCCAAGCCAGAUGCCAGCCUGGCACAGCACACAAGUUCCAGACCCCCCGAGCCGCAGAAAGGCCCCUCCAGACCCUAUCAGAAUAUGCAAGGAAAUUACGGAAGUGACGCGGAGGAGGAGGAGUACCGCCAGCAGCUGGCAGAGCACUCAAAGCGCGGCUACUAUAGCCAGCCAGCCAGGUACCGGGACACCGAGCUGUAGGGAUGCGAGCGCGGACUCUUCCGGGCCUGUCUGCUGCCGCGUCAGACCCCGUGAGGCCCGGGGAUGGUCCAUCCCCAGCAGACAGGCCCUAUGGUGGCGUGGUGGAAGCGGAACUCGGUGUUCUUCUGGGGACCCAGGUGCCAGCCAGCGCACAUAGAGAACUAAGAUUCUCUGUGGAACUAGGAUAGAGAAGUUUAUUAUGGCUUUGUGCUCAGAAUUGGGAGGAACGCUACAGUCUGAUAUUGUUACUUGCUUCAGUGGACCAAAAUCUGUAUUAGUGCCGUUGCUGUGUUUUUAAUAUGUAUAUUGAGAAGCGAUACGUUUUCCCUCAUUUGUAGCUGCCUUCAAGGACAGCUUCAGUGUGAGGCAGAAUGUGAAAAACAGAGUAAAAUAUACUGUUUGGUUCAAACUAAAUUUAAAGUAUUUUAUUAUAAAGUGCCUUUGAUAAGAAGUGUCUUAAAUUCUCCUUUAAAGCUUUAUGCAAAGCCAUAAUGGACUAAAACUUUAUCUUGGCUGCAUUUUUUAUACCAUUUUAAUAGCUAUGAUUUUCCUCCUGCACGUCCUAUCAUCUUUUUAAAGUGUUCAUCUUUGUAAUAUUUUCUAUGAAUUCUGAUUGUACAUAUAAUGGCUAUGCUGGGUAGUUUGGCUGUAAAGUACUAAAAAGCUUGAAGGCCAAGAAGUUGGUAUGGAAAUGUAUUUGUUUAAAAUCAUGUGCUCCACAAAAGAAGAUAGUUGAGAAAAACAUAUUUAAUUCCACAAGUGUGUGUGUUGAUGGCCAUCAGUUUUAUAGUUUAAUAAAAAGGAGGAGUACAUUGUAAUCGAUAAUUUGCUUGUGGUGAAUUUGCACACACACAUACACACCGUGCUGCGGAUUGGACUCAA